This is a messenger RNA of Dermacentor andersoni, 1449 nucleotides long. RefSeq names its product very long chain fatty acid elongase 7-like. The record is from RefSeq and is a predicted model, not a curated record. Gene Ontology annotation, cellular component: endoplasmic reticulum membrane. Gene Ontology annotation, biological process: fatty acid elongation, monounsaturated fatty acid; sphingolipid biosynthetic process; very long-chain fatty acid biosynthetic process. Gene Ontology annotation, molecular function: fatty acid elongase activity. NCBI's taxonomy places the organism in Eukaryota, Metazoa, Arthropoda, Arachnida, Ixodida, Ixodidae.
CGCAGGGAGGAAGAUGAAGGCAGUUCCCUCGUGGGACGCGGCUGACAUCUUGCAAACGACGGAAUACAGCUGACCACCGGGCUGGAUUCCGUGUCGUCGUAGGCAGCGGGACACACCGGAUCGAGCUCACACGUUAGGUUACGGUGCCACAGACGCGUUAUGGCGUCAAAGAGGGUCUUCGAUCCCGCCGUGCACUGGUUUCCGGACUUAGACAGCCGCACACGAGGAUGGCCGCUCAUCGGCAAUCCAAUCCCGCUGAUCGCCAUCUGCGUCAUUUACGUCUACGUUGUCAAAAUUUUGGGUCCCAAGUGGAUGGCCGACCGAAAGCCCUUCGAACUGCGCGCCCUCAUGGCCAUCUACAACCUCGCACUCGUUUUCUUAAACAGUUUCUUCGUCUGGACAUUCCUGAGGCACGGCUACAUCGCCAAGGGCUACAAGGUCAUCGGUCAGGGCGUCGAUUUCUCGACCGACCCUCUCACCAUGCACAUCGUCCACCUGACGUGGUGGUACUACGUUCUCCGCCUGGUCGAGUUCCUGGACACGGUGUUCUUCGUGAUGCGCAAGAAAUACGCCCAGGUGACGGCGCUGCACGUAUUCCAUCACGUAGUGGUCGCCUGGAACAUGUGGAUGAACGUCACGUUUGGUGGCCAGGGUCAGACCAUGUUCGUCACCGUGGUGAACUCGAGCGUACACGUGGUCAUGUACACCUACUACUUCCUGUCGGCGCUAGGUCCGGCCUUCCAGCGGUACAUCUGGUGGAAGCGCUACCUCACCCAGUUGCAGCUCACCCAGUUUACGGUCGUCUUUUUGCACAGCUUGUCCUAUCUGCUCUACAAGGAAGACGCCAUCCCGGGAUUCACACUCGUCAUGACCCUCGAGGCAGUGGUGUUCCUGGUGUGGUUCCUGUCGUUCUACAGCAACGCGUACCGCAAGGGCAGUCGCAGCACGCUGGACAUCAUCUCCAACACGGCGGUCGCGGCAAAGGAAGCACUCGCCAAAGUUGCCACCUCUUGCUGCCCCGAGUCGCUGGACGAGAACAAGGAGGAGUGAGCCGCACUGACGCGGGCCCACCAUGUAUGGCGAAUCCGCUGAGAAGUUCCGGGUGGAUGCAACGGUAGCUCACAAUGCAUAGACCUUAGUCGCUGCAUAAGAAGUGAUCAAAUUAGCGGCAGAAGAAAAAUCGCAUGCUUCAAGCUCGCCAGCACUUGGUUGCACUACGGCUGCCAAGGAUAUUGCUAUACUUGUGAGCCUGUUGCAGAAACCCCGGAACUUUUUUUCCACUUGUCCACAGGAAUCUAACAAACAGCCUCCCUUCACUUAUUCUGUGUGUGCUUUUGCGUUUUUUUUUUUUUUUCAUCGUGUGCGGUUUCAAACUGAAAGUGUCACGCGAAGCGGCGUCUGUGGCUGUGCCCAUUGUGUUGUGAGUAAAGACUGAGGAAAGUACAAAUA